AUGAGUGAGAGCAGGUUAGACACAGGGCGACAGGACGUGGAACCAUUGUGUGGAAACCAGAACCAGGAGGCCCCUCUGCAGCUCUCCACCACAGCCCCAAGCAUUGCAAAGAAACAUAAAGGUGCCAGACUCAGCCCACAUCCCGUGGAAAUGAUCCUGAUCAAGACUAAGAGCUUUGGACUGCAGCCAAUUAAGCCGCCGACUGUGCUCUUUGUCUAUGAGGGCCCAGUGUGCCAUGGCUGCAAACAGCUGCAGACAUGUAUGCGGGGUGCCUUUGGAAAGCCCCAGGGCACAGUAGUCAGGGUCCACAUUGGCCAAGUCAUCAUGUCCAUCCGUACCAAGCUGCAGAACAAGGAGCAUGUGAUUGAGGCCCUACACAGGACCAAGUUCAGGUUCCCUGGCCGCCAGAAGAUCCACAUCUCCAAGAAGUGGGGCUUUACUAAGUUCAAUGCGGAUGAAUUUGAAGACAUGAUGGCUGAAAAGCGGCUUAUCCCAGAUGGCUGUGGGGUCAAAUACAUCCCUAACCAUGGUCCCUUGGACAAAUGGAGGGCUCUGCACUCAUGA
This is a messenger RNA of Neogale vison (American mink), 564 nucleotides long. Its product is annotated as 60S ribosomal protein L10-like. The transcript is spliced from 3 exons. Gene Ontology annotation, cellular component: cytosolic large ribosomal subunit; ribosome. The coding region runs from base 1 to 564 and encodes 187 amino acids. The record is from RefSeq and is a predicted model, not a curated record. Gene Ontology annotation, biological process: ribosomal large subunit assembly; translation. Gene Ontology annotation, molecular function: structural constituent of ribosome. Lineage: Eukaryota; Metazoa; Chordata; Mammalia; Carnivora; Mustelidae.